Molecule: messenger RNA, 1569 nt
Organism: Odontomachus brunneus
Lineage: Eukaryota; Metazoa; Arthropoda; Insecta; Hymenoptera; Formicidae
Gene: Fibroin4
Product: glycine, alanine and asparagine-rich protein-like
Exons: 1
Coding region: 41-1375 (444 amino acids)
Source: RefSeq, a predicted model, not a curated record
GCCGAUCAACCGAUAUCAAUCUUGCGAAGUAGUUACCAAGAUGAAGAUUCCAGCUAUACUUGCGACAUCCCUUCUUGUCUGGGGUCUUGCUAGCGCUAGCGAGAUCAUCGGAUCGAAAGCAAGCACGACAGCGUCCGCGCAAGCGGAUGCAUUGGCAAUUAGUCACGACAAAUUAGCUACCGCGCAAGCAUCUGCUCAGGCAUCUGCUCAAGCAUCUGCCAGAACAUCAACCGUCAACAAAGGAGGAUGGGGCUAUCGUCUUUACCGAGGGAACACUAAGAGUGAGGUGAGAGACGCUGCUAAGAUUGCAAUCGAAGGAGCAACAAUCGGCACUGGAAUCGGUAAUACUGCGUCCGCUUCGGCGGAGGCACUCUCAAGAGGACUCGGCAUUGGACAAGCAGCCGCCGAGGCGCAAGCCGCUGCGGCCGGUCAAACGGCCGUUGCCGCUAAAUCAUGUGAAUUAGCUAAUAAAAGUACCGCUAAGGCCGCUGCCUUAGUUGAGGCAGCAGCAAAAGCUGAGGUCGACGUGGCCAACAAAGCAACCAAAGUCGUUAAAUUGUCGGCUUUAGCCGCCAAAGCUGCAAAAAUAGUUGAGGAAGAUGUCGCCAAUAUGAGAAUAGCCGCCGGUAGAUUAGAUUUAGCUGCAAGAAAUGCUGCUGCUGCCCAAAGACACGCCAGCGAGGAAUCUGAAGCAGCUAACGAACGUGCACAAGCUGCUGCAGCCGCUGCCGCUGAGGCCGAAGCUAAAGCGAACGCCGCUAGAGUAGCAGCCGCUGCUGCUUCGGAGAUUGCCGAUACUGCAGUUGCCAUUGAGUAUAAAGCAACUGUUUCAACGAGUAAAGCCCAGGAGACACGCGCCAAUGCUGAGGCCGCUAUCGGACAAGCAAUGAACGCACGAGUUAUUGCAUCUGCCGAAUCAGAAGCCAGCGCUGCUCUUGAGAAUAGUGCAAGCGUAGCGCGUGCCAGUGCUGCUGGUGCCGCCGAAACAAAAGCUAUAGCUACAAAUGCUGGUGCUACUGCCGAGAUUGCAUCUUAUAGCUGGGCUAAGAAAGGUGAACUUACUGACGCCGGUCCAUUACCGAAGAUCGUAAGCGUUACUGCAGAUUUGACGAAGAAUGAAGUUGAGGCCAUUAAGAUCAAUCGAGAUCACGAAAUCCACAAAGGAAUAAUCCACAAAGGAAUAAUCCACAAAGGAAUAAUCCACAAGAAAGGAAGGAAAGGAGGUAUCGUAAGAUCGGAGACAUCCAGCAGCGCUAGCGCUAGUGCUAGUGCUGGAGCCGGUAGCAUCGAUGAUGGUAAACUAGGAAAAGAAAUAACCAUGGCGAGCGCUUUAUCUAAUGCGGGGGCAGAAAAAGAGGUGAUAAAGGCAUGGUGAAUAACAACACGGCAACGGAUGUCGUUUAGCAAUCCUACAUUUUAUGUGUAGAAUAUAAACGAUUUUUUUAAGUAACACAUAUUAGUAGAAUAGCGAGACAGGCUUAUAUACAUAAUUGAAAAAAAUUACAAAAAAACGAUUAUGUCAUACAAAAUUGUAAGAAAGAAAUUAAAUUGUUGUAGCAGCUAUAUUAA